Lepisosteus oculatus (spotted gar) is the source of this 2810-nucleotide messenger RNA. The record is from RefSeq and is a predicted model, not a curated record. NCBI's taxonomy places the organism in Eukaryota, Metazoa, Chordata, Actinopteri, Semionotiformes, Lepisosteidae.
AAGCCCACACAUUCCAUGACCGGAAGCGUCGCGCUUGGGACGUGACAGUGUGUCAGUGUCUCAGAAGAGGGGAGUUGUGCGGUUGUUUUAAAAUACAGGGAGGGCUGGCCAGGACGUCUGAAUGCAGAGGGCGGUGGCAGUCAUCGGAGGGGGCAUGAGUGGGCUCUCCGCUUGCUAUCACCUGACCAGAAGCCCCCGAAUAUCCCAGGUGGCGCUGCUGGAGGCCAGCGGGCGGCUGGGCGGCUGGCUGCGCUCCACGCGGAGGGAGGACGGGGCGAUCUUCGAGCACGGGCCCAGGGGCGUGCGUCCAGCCGGGGCGGUGGGCAGGAGCACCCUGGACAUGGUCUCGGAGCUGGGCCUGGAGGGCGAGGUGCUGCCCGUGCUGGCCAGUCACGAGGCCUCCAAAAACCGCUUCCUGUACGUCGGCGGCCAGCUACACAGGAUGCCCUCCGGAGUGGGUGGGCUGGUGCGGACGGUGCCACCUUUCUCCCGCCCGCUGGCGGUGAGCGUCCUGAAGGAGCUGCUGACUCGCAGGGGGGACCAGGAGGAUGAAUCCAUCCACGGGUUCGUAGAGCGUCGCCUGGGGAAAGAGCUCGCGGACAUCGUGAUGGACUGCCUGUGCCGGGGGGUGUUCGCCGGGGACUGCCGCGAGCUGAGCCUGCGCUCCUGCUUCCCGCCGCUCUUCCGCGCCGAGCGGGACUGGGGCUCCGUCGUGCUGGGACUGAUCCGCGGGGGAGGUGAUGCGCGGCUCCCCGUUCGCCGCCGUCUCGCACGGGGCAUCCAGUCCGUCACAGUGGCCGUGGUCAACCUGGAGUACGAGGGGUCCGUCCUGCCCUUCACGGGGUUUGGUCACCUGGUGCCUUCCUUCGAGAACGGGGCUCUUCUGGGGAUCGUCUACGACUCGGUCGCCUUCCCCCAGCACAACCGGCGGGGGGACCCCAGCACCAGGCUGACGGUGAGGCCGAAUGGGUUGAUUUCCCAAAGUGCGGCCUGCUUGCGAUCCCUGUCCGUGUUCAUAUCUUCCACCCUACUGCCCUGCAAAUAAUUAACAUCUGGCUGCAGUGCCUCAGACUCGGUACACAUCUGCACUUUUUGCAUGGUCUGCAUUUUAUUUUCUGACUUCUACAUAUUUAUUUUCCCGGAACAGAUGUAUUGUUCCUGUCGUUAUCCUUUAUGAUGCUUGUAAUAUCCCGUCUACCUCGUUUGCUGUAGUCUCUGCACUGUGCAUGUCCCGAGAGAUCAGAGCGAUUAAGAAUUCCAGUGUUCAUGCGUACAGGGCAAUAAACUCCUCUACUCUGUAUCUCGAAGGCUGUCCAGGAGGGCGAUCUUUAAAUAGGGUGGAAUAUGCACUCCUAAGCACUCUUCCUCUUAAUUUGCACUCAUCUCCAAAAUCCUAUUUUCAUCUCUGGUCAUAGAGCAUUACUUGAGAUGCCGUUGUCACUAACUUGGAGGCUUCCAGAUUCUUUCAUCAAAUCCCUUUCUGGCCUCUUUGGUGUCUCACCUAGUUAAUGAAAUACAGAUCUGAAACAGAGAAAUAAACUGAGUUUAUUUAUUUGACCCUUAUCCAGAGCAACUUGCAUUUGCAUCAGUUUACACAGGAAGUAUUCAGGUAAAGUACUUUCCUGAGAGGUACAACAGCUGUGUCUGGGAUGUGAACUUGCAACCUACCUGUCCAGAACCCAUAACGAUCUUAGCUACUGGGUGAUUAGCGCUCCUGCCUCUCCGCUCUUGGGUCCUGGGUUCGAUUCUGGACUGUGUGGAGUCUGCAUGCGUGUGUCUGUGCGCGGAUGUGCGGGAGCCCUGCAGUGGACUGGCGUCUCAGCGAGGGGGUCGCCCUGCCUUGCCCCCUGGCCUUUCUGCGUUCAUCUCUGGAUAGAUCUUAACUGCUGGCCUCCAGAGUGCAAGCUCAUGUAGCGAAGGCUGGGGCGAUAUCAUGAAUAAAGAGGUGUAGCUGAACAAAUAAUAUCCAUCUCGCUCCGCACCGUUUGUCAUCUUGUUUCCACCACAGUGCUAAGACGUACGCCUGCGGCCAUGUAGCCAGACGAUAUUAUCUGUAUCCGCAGUGGUGCUGUGACACAAAGCGCUGAUAAUGGGAGAGCUUUCGGUCUUUUUUCUUUGUAGUUGCCUCGGUAAGAGAACUCCCCGUUUAUCACGAGCUGCUGCAGUCUGCCGGAGUUAUCGCCGCAGCCCAGCCAGGAGAAAUUUGCUCUGCUGUUUGUUUGUUUGUUUGUUUUUUUCCCUUUCCACCUGCCUGCACUGUGGACAUUAUUAUUAUAUUAUUAUCAUUCAGAUGGAGAUUCGCGAGCAAAAAAAAAAAUCGUAUUUGUUUAAAGCCAUUAUCCGCCUCUGCAGAGAAGCGUGGAAGCUGGUGGUCUGUGCAGGCAGGGCCCGGGCUGCAGGAGGAAAUUGGGUUACGGUGCUCCCAGCCGUAGGAAAAUUGCUGCCGUUCUGUUCAAUUCCUGCCGAUGUCCCCUGCUGUCGGCUGUAGCUCCAUCUCGAGCCGAGACGAGACGUGGAACAAAUCGAUGUCCUGUGAGAAUGUCCUUAGAUGAGGGUCUCUGAGAGAUCCAUUUAUCCGAGCAGGUGGCAGAAACCCUUUCAUUGAGAAAAAUAGCCCCUCUUUAUCUUGGAGAAGACAGGCCGUUCUAACUGUACUGGCGUGUUUUAAACUGCAGGUGUCGUCUCUAGUGUGCCCGUCUCCCCUUGUCGAUUUAAGAGGCUUUUCCUUGUCUAAAUCCCCCCCCUCAUCCAGCGUUCAGCAAGAGCAGCUUCUGUGAAAUGGGUUAAAGCACGAGCUCAUUGACUCUGAG